Molecule: messenger RNA, 2697 nt
Organism: Elephantulus edwardii (Cape elephant shrew)
Lineage: Eukaryota; Metazoa; Chordata; Mammalia; Macroscelidea; Macroscelididae
Gene: PRMT9
Product: protein arginine methyltransferase 9
Exons: 12
Coding region: 5-2548 (847 amino acids)
Biological process (GO): peptidyl-arginine methylation
Molecular function (GO): protein binding; protein-arginine omega-N monomethyltransferase activity
Source: RefSeq, a predicted model, not a curated record
UGACAUGCCCAACUCGCGGUCUAGGUCCCGGCGAGGCGCCGGGGGUGGCUCCGGGGCGAGCGGCCGGGACGAGCUGGUGUCGCGGUCCUUGCAGAGCGCAGAGCACUGCCUCAGCGCCCAGGACUUCGGCACCGCCUAUGCUCACUACCUGCUGGUGCUCAGCCUUGCGCCAGAGCUCAAAGAGGACGUGAAGGAAACUUUUCAGUAUACACUCUUCAAAUGGGCCGAAGAACUUUAUGCUCUCAGUCGGAUACAAGAUUUACUUGGUUGCUACGAGCAGGCUUUGGAACUGUUUCCUGAUGAUGAAGUUAUUUGCAAUAGUAUGGGAGAACAUCUCUUCAGAAUGGGCUUUCGAGAUGAAGCAGCAGGUUAUUUUCGUAAAGCAGUGAAGCUAAACCCUGAUUUUAAUGAUGCAAAGGAGAAUUUUUACCGUGUUGCAAACUGGUUGGUGGAACGUUGGCACUUUAUCAUGCUUAAUGAUGUUAAGAGGAAUAUGAUUUACAAUGCAGCAAUCCAAAAGGCAGUUCAUUUAGGAUACAAAAGUGUUUUGGACAUUGGAACAGGAACUGGAAUACUAAGCAUGUUUGCUAAAAAGGCUGGGGCACAGUCGGUGUAUGCCUGUGAGUUAUCCAAGACCAUGUAUGAACUUGCCUGUGAUGUAGUGGCAGCAAACAAGAUGGAAGCAGAGAUCAAACUCUUACAUAUGAAGUCACUGGACAUAGAAAUUCCAAAACAUGUUCCUGAAAGAGUGUCCCUAGUUGUAACAGAAACUGUCGAUGCAGGUUUAUUUGGAGAAGGAAUUGUGGAGAGUUUGAUUCAUGCAUGGGACUAUUUACUUUUGCAGCCAAAGACUAAAGGUGAAGAUAGUAGUUGUGAAAACUGUGGAAAAGUUAUACCAGCAAGUGCUGUUAUAUUUGGGAUGGCCGUAGAAUGUGCAGAAAUAAGAAGACAUCAUAGAGUCGCUAACAAGGAGAUUGCAGGUAUCUGUUUGCCAACAAAUGUGCAGUUUCAGAGUCCAGCUUAUUCUUCUGUAGAUUCUGAAGAAACGAUUGAACCUUAUACAACCGAAAAGAUGAGUCGAGUUCCAGGGGGAUAUUUGGCUUUGACAGAAUGUUUUCAAAUUAUGACCAUAGAUUUCAACAAUGUUCAGGAAUUAAAAAGUCUUGCAAAUCAAAAACCUGCUAAGAUGGAUGUUCCUGUUACUAAAGAAGGCACACUAGAUGCUAUUGUGAUUUGGUUUGUACUCCAGCUCGAUGAUGAACAUAGUUUAUCCACAAGUCCUAGUGAAGAAACCUGUUGGGAACAGGCUGUCUACCCAGUACAGGAACUUGCAGACUACAGGAUAAAACCUGGGGACCGUGUGAUGAUGGAAGUGUCUUGUCAAGAUUAUUACUUAAGAGUCCAGAAUAUCAGAGUCUUAGGUUUGGAACAUGAGAUGGAUGGUGUGAAAAGUUUUUCCAAGAAUAAAGAGUCACCAUCUUUGGGAAAUGAGGCUGACCUUUGUAGUGCCCUAGCUAACCUUCAGACCAGCCAGCCAGAUUCUGGAGAGCAGACGUGUGUAUUGGAGACCACCGAAAUUGCUUUGCUUAAUAACAUCCCAUAUCAUGAAGGCUUUAAAAUGGCAAUGAGGAAAGUGUUGUCUUCGUUGACUCCAGAGAAACUGUUACAGGCAAUGGAUACUCACUGUCAGAGUGAUGAGGCCAACUCUGGAAGUGGACAGAAAGAGAGUUCCAUACAGAGUGGACCUGACCCUCACUAUGUGCUAGAUGUGUCUGAAGGUUUCUCUAUUCUGCCUCUGAUUGCUGGCACACUUGGGCACGUCAAACCAUACAGCUCUGUGGAGAAAGACCAGCAUCGCAUCACUCUAGACCUCAUUUCUGAGGCCAAUCACUUUCCUAAGGAAAUGCUCGAGUUUUGGCUGAGGCAUGUGGAGGAUGAGUCUGCUAUGCUUCAAAGGCCCAAAUCAGAUAAAUUGUGGAGCAUAAUCAUACUGGAUGUCAUUGAACCAUCUGGGCUUAUUCAGCAAGAAAUAAUGGAGAAAGCAGCAAUAUCCAGGUGUUUGCUACAAUCCGGAGGCAAGAUCUUUCCUCAGUAUGUAGUGAUGUUGGGGUUACUUGUAGAAUCACAGAUAUUGGUAGAAGAGAGUGCUGUUCAAGGAACAGAACGUACUCUUGGAAUAAAUAUAGCACCUUUCAUUAACCAGUUUCAGGUACCGAUCCGUGUAUUUUUGGACCUCUCAUCCUUGCCCUGUGUUCCUUUAAGCAAGCCUGUGGAACUGUUAAGACUAGAUUUAAUGACUCCCUAUUUGAAUACCUCCAGCAGAGAAGUAAAGGUUCACAUUUGUAAAUCUGGCAAAGUGACAGCCAUUCCAUUUUGGUAUCAUAUGUACCUUGAUGAAGACAUUUGGCUGGAUACAUCAAGUGAAACCUCCCACUGGAAACAAGCUGCGGUGGUUUUAGAUAGUCCCAUCCAGGUAGAAAUGGGAGAGGAACUUGUACUCAGUAUCCAGCACCACAAAAGUAAUGUCAGCAUCUCCGUAAGGCAAUGACUGGCAGUGUAAUGACAGACUGUUCAGUUAAAGCAGCAAGAAAAAAUUAUCUGGUCUGAAUUGAUGGAAUUGUAAUUAAAGUGACGUAUACAAAUCCAAUCUCUUGUUACGGUCAGAUAUUUUUAACAUCAAUAAACUUACUUUAAAAG